Molecule: messenger RNA, 1690 nt
Organism: Dipodomys spectabilis (banner-tailed kangaroo rat)
Lineage: Eukaryota; Metazoa; Chordata; Mammalia; Rodentia; Heteromyidae
Gene: Ldha
Product: lactate dehydrogenase A
Exons: 8
Coding region: 130-1128 (332 amino acids)
Biological process (GO): carboxylic acid metabolic process
Cellular component (GO): cytoplasm
Molecular function (GO): L-lactate dehydrogenase (NAD+) activity
Source: RefSeq, a predicted model, not a curated record
UUAAGGCCCCUCCCUCGCCGGGGCCCGACUGCAGGAGCCGCUGUUGCUGAGUCGGGAUCUGCUCGCUGCGCGCCUCCGACUCCCGCCCGCCGUGCACCCCGGGGUCUUAGCAGUUAUUCCCAGGCCAAAAUGUCAGGUCUCAAGGAUCAGCUGAUUGUGAAUCUUCUUAAAGAAGAACAUGUCCCGCAGAACAAGAUUACAGUUGUUGGUGUUGGUGCUGUUGGCAUGGCCUGUGCCAUCAGUAUCUUAAUGAAGGACUUGGCAGAUGAACUUGCUCUUGUUGAUGUCAUGGAAGACAAACUGAAAGGAGAGAUGAUGGAUCUCCAGCAUGGCAGCCUUUUCCUCAAAACGCCAAAAAUUGUCUCUGGCAAAGACUACGGUGUGACUGCAAACUCCAAGCUGGUUAUUAUCACAGCUGGGGCCCGUCAGCAAGAGGGAGAAAGCCGUCUUAAUUUGGUCCAGCGAAAUGUGAACAUCUUUAAGUUCAUCAUUCCUAAUGUUGUGAAAUACAGCCCCAACUGCAAGUUGCUUGUUGUUUCCAAUCCAGUGGAUAUCCUCACCUAUGUGGCUUGGAAGAUAAGCGGCUUCCCCAAAAACCGCGUUAUUGGAAGUGGGUGUAAUCUGGAUUCAGCCCGGUUCCGUUACCUGAUGGGAGAACGGCUGGGAGUUCACCCACUAAGCUGUCAUGGAUGGAUUCUUGGGGAGCAUGGAGACUCAAGUGUACCAGUGUGGAGUGGAGUGAAUGUUGCUGGUGUCUCCUUCAAGAAUCUGAAUCCUGAUUUAGGCACUGAUGCAGAUAAGGAACAGUGGAAAACGGUUCAUAAACAGGUUGUUGACAGUGCCUAUGAGGUGAUCAAACUGAAAGGCUAUACAUCCUGGGCCAUUGGACUGUCUGUGGCAGAUUUAGCAGAAAGCAUUAUGAAGAAUCUUCGGAGAGUGCAUCCAAUUUCCACCAUGAUCAAGGGUCUCUAUGGAAUAAAGGAUGAUGUCUUCCUUAGCGUUCCUUGCAUCCUGGGACAGAAUGGAAUCUCAGAUGUGGUGAAGGUCACUCUGACUCCUGAGGAAGAGGCCCGCUUGAAGAAGAGUGCAGAUACACUUUGGGGAAUCCAAAAGGAGCUGCAAUUUUAAAGUCUUCUAUAUGUACCACUUCACUGUCUAGGCUAUAAGAGGAUUUUAAGUCGGAGGUUAUGCAUGUUGUCCCUUAUAGCUAUAAGGGACUAAAGCAGUAGUAUUAUAAAACGACCUGGGAAAAGCAUCCAUUUCCUGAAGUUAGAAAUAGGACUGGUUCAGAAAAACCUGCAGCUGUAUUCUGAUGGUGGAUGGUACCUCUGUAGCUGUAAACUGGUUACUGUAAAACAAUUUCACCCUCUCUUGAAACACCACUGCCAGUGAAUGGUGCACAGUCCCUAACUGCCCUUUGAACCAGAUGUGUUACUGUGUGCUCUGUAACUUCACCAAAAUGCCUAGUUCCAACAUCUUUUUCCAAUCACACUUCCUGGGAUCUGUUGUAUAAAUCCAUUUUUGCAUGUCACGUGCAUUACUGUUCUAAAAGAUAUUUUGUGUACUAUAUAUAAGUAGUGUACAUUGGCAUGUAAUGUAAAAAGCUAUAUAUGAACAAUGCAACACCUAUCCAAAUGUCAGACUAAAACACCAAAUAAACCUUGAACAGUGACUACUUCGUUGAUUUUAA